CUAAUGGAGAACAGGACAGAAAUGAUACGGUUCAUCCUGAUGGGACUCACUGAUGAUCCAGACCUGCAGCUUCCCCUCUUCAUCAUAUUUCUUCUCAUCUACAUCAUCACCCUUGUAGGGAACCUGGGGCUGACCCUGUUGAUUCUCUUGGACUCUCAGCUCCACACUCCCAUGUACAUUUUCCUAAGUAACCUGUCCUUAGUGGACUUCUGUUACUCUUCAACAGUCACUCCAAAAGUCAUGGCUGGAUUCAUUAUAGGAGACAAGAUGAUGUCCUACAAUGCUUGUGCCUCUCAGAUGUUCUUUUUUGCAAACUUUGCCAACGUGGAAAACUAUCUUUUGGCUUCAAUGGCCUAUGACCGCUAUGCAGCAGUCUGUAAACCCCUACAUUAUGCCACCACCAUGACAACACGCGUGUGUGCAUGUCUAGUCAUUAGCUGUUAUAUCUGUGGUUUCCUGAAUGCUUCCAUCUAUACUGUGAAUGCAUUAUAUCUCACCUUCUGUGAGUUAAACGUGGUCCACCAUUUUUUCUGUGACAUUCCAGCCGUCAUGAUUGCAUCUUGUUCUCAUAGACAUGUUAAUGACAUGGUUCUUAUUUCUGUAGCCAGCUUCAAUAUCUUCUUUGCGCUUAUACUUAUCUUAAUAUCCUACACAUUCAUUUUCACCAACAUACUAAAGAUGCAUUCCAAUUCAGGAUAUCGCAAAGCUCUCUCCACAUGUGCCUCGCACUUCACAGCUGUCUCUAUUUUCUAUGGGACAAUCAUAUUCAUGUACUUGCAGCCCAGGUCCAGUCAUUCCAUGGACACUGACAAAAUCGCAUCUGUGUUCUACACCAUGGUCAUCCCUAUGUUGAACCCUCUGGUUUACAGUCUGAGGAACAAGGAUGUAAAAAGUGCAUUCACAAAGAUUGUAUUGAGGUCAAGAUAA
Messenger RNA from Mus caroli (Ryukyu mouse), 927 nucleotides. RefSeq names its product olfactory receptor 5B3-like. Gene Ontology annotation, biological process: G protein-coupled receptor signaling pathway. Gene Ontology annotation, molecular function: olfactory receptor activity; G protein-coupled receptor activity. NCBI's taxonomy places the organism in Eukaryota, Metazoa, Chordata, Mammalia, Rodentia, Muridae. Gene Ontology annotation, cellular component: membrane. The record is from RefSeq and is a predicted model, not a curated record.